Lemur catta (Ring-tailed lemur) is the source of this 1607-nucleotide messenger RNA. It is a transcript of the gene LDAF1, whose product is annotated as lipid droplet assembly factor 1. Lineage: Eukaryota; Metazoa; Chordata; Mammalia; Primates; Lemuridae. The record is from RefSeq and is a predicted model, not a curated record. The coding region runs from base 386 to 871 and encodes 161 amino acids. The transcript has 5 exons.
GUCUGGCGCGGACGAGGAGGCAGGAUUCAUCCCCACCCCCAGCACACACUACACUAGAUUUGGUGAAAGAGUAGCUAACUCCAGCCCACCUCGAGACCGUGCCCCUUCUGGGGAAACCUGGCUGCGAAGAGGUCGCGUCAAACCUCCUCCCUAAGAUUAUUGAAAAAUGGGUGCCCUCCUCUCCAGCCAGGCCUUUUCUACCGAGGUCCCCUUCCCCGUCACUGCAAAGAUGAGAGCUGCAAGUACCAAAGGCGGAUUCUUCUCCCCAAAUUAAUGACAAGUGACAGCCAGCAACAGGGAGACAUGAGAAGUUGGACUACAUGCUGCCCAGGAGAACUUAGUGGUAGGAGAAUUAAUCCCCAAAGAGAUUGAAGUGAGUUUCAGGAUGGCAAAAGAGGAACCCCCGAGUACCACAAGGGACUUGCAGGAGCUGCAGAAGAAGUUGUCUUUGCUGAUAGAGUCCUUCCAGAAUAACUCAAAGGUGGUUGCCUUUCUGAAGUCUCCGGUGGGCCAAUACUUGGACAGGCAUCCUUUUCUGGCCCUCACCCUGCUGGUGUUCAUUGCUGCGUCGGCCAUUCCUGUUGGGUUCUUCCUGCUCCUCGUGGUGCUUACCUCCCUGGCGGCUCUUGUGGGAGUCAUACUACUGGAAGGCCUGGUCAUCUCUGUGGGUGGCCUCUCACUGCUCUGCGUCCUCUGCGGCUUGGGCUUCGUGUCCGUCGCCAUGUCAGGGACGCUCAUGGUGUCCUAUGUGGUGGUCUCCAGCCUUAUCAACUACUGGUUUUCUCCCAGACCACUGAUGCAGCAAAACCCCAGUGGUGAAUGUCAUCUGGCUAUGAAGUCCACAGACUUUGAGGGGCUCUACCAGGAAUGACCAGCUGAACAUCUUUUCAAGCAUCUCUGGAAAGCUGUUGAAUCACACUCGCCCUGUGGCAUUAUGACUCAGAGAAGGGGGUUGGGUAGCCAAGCACUCCCUGGAUGUGUCCGCUAGCUUUUUCACUGUUUGUAGGAUCCUGCGGUGGCCCAUUUGGGGAUCAUGUUGGUCUUGUGUUGGUUCUGUCUGCUGCCCCACCCUAACAUGGGGAAUCAGCAAAGAAAUGCAAUGGCUCAACAGCUGGCCCUGCCUCACAUACCCACUCUCCAAGUGUGCCGAUGUGACCUUGGCAGGGUCCUGGGCCUCUAGAGCUCUGCCCCCGACCCAAAAGCCCAGUUGGGGGCAAAAGUGUAUUGGUUUUAGUGUUUUGUUUUUAGAAAUGCAGAAAGAUUUUUAUUUUUUCACUUAUUUUGAAACAAGUGAAAAAAAAAUCUAAAACAGAACAAGCUCUUCUGUCUUGUGGGCUUUUUAACAGAAAGAACAGCAGCAUUUGGGAAUAAUGGCCCAUCAAAGUUGGCAAAUAGAGGCCACGUGUAACUUUGUGGCCAAGAGUCUUUUUGAAAAAAUGUAGAGGUAUGGUUUCCACUGUUACUGUUGAAUACUGUUCAGUGCUACUAAUCUUUUAAUAUUUGCACUUGAUACUUUUGUAUUGUUUUAAAGAAUUUGUCCUGUUAAGCUAUUUCUUAAAAAAAAAAAAAUAGUAAAGGACUACAAAGUAAAAAAAAAAACAUCCUAU